AUGUUUGAGCAUCAUGACUUUCAGCCUGAUAAUAAUGCCACACUAAGCACACUAACAAGUCUCCUCCAACUCGUCCCGGACCUAUUCCAGACCCUCUCCACCGCCCAAAACAUCACCCUCCUCGCCCCCUCCAACGAAGCCUUCACCAACCUCUUGUCUCGGAACGCCCGCUCAGCAGAACUCAUGACCAGCCCCCGCGCCCUCUCCGGCGUUCUUCAGUACCACGUCCUCUCUGGAAAAUUCCUCUCAACAGACUUCACCACCAGCCCCAUCUUCCCCUCCACUCUCCUCUCCACCCCCUUCGCCAACGUCACCGGAGGCCAAAAACUCCAAUUGACCCUCCUCAACGAAACAGCAAGCCUCUUCUCAGGCUACAAGCAAGCCUCCUCUGACCUAACCUUCGCCAACAGCAACAACACCCUCCACAUCAUCUCCUCCGUCCUCACCGUCCCAGCGCCCCUCUCUCAAACCCUCUCCAACAUAAACCUCACUUCUCUGGUCGGCGCCCUCACCACCGCCCGCCUCUCCUCCGGCACCUCCUCCCUCCAAGACAUGACCCUCUUCGCCCCAUCCAACCCCGCCUUCCAGGCAAUCGGUUCAGCAGCCAGCGGCCUCUCAGACACGGACCUAGCCAACAUACUAGGCUACCACCUCAUCCCCUCCCGCAUCCUCUUCUCCCCGCGACUCCUAGCCCAAGACCAAAUCGUCUUGGCGACGCUCCAAGGCUCCAACCUGACCAUCAGACGGGACGGCAACCAGCUGUUUGUCAACUCGGCGAGGGUGAUACUGGGGGAUGUGCUUGUCGGAAACGGGGUGGUGCAUGUUAUAGAUAAUGUCCUAAACCCAUCCAACACAUCGGCCACCCCUGACCCAGCAGCAGCAACCCAAGCUCCUGCUUUUGCUGGGGUCACUCCGGUGGCAGAUAUACCGUUCACGUCGGGAAUCGUCCCCACGACGACAUUUGUGCCAGUGACGGUUCCCCUCAAUGGAGCGGGAAAGGGGGCCUUUGCGGCAGUGCCGACGGGGGUGAUGUUGGCGGCCGGGGCGGCGGUUUUGGCGGCGGGGAUGUAAUGUUUUCUCGUUGAGUCUUUUAUUUUCCGCGUUUUCGUUGAAUUCGACGUGGUGACCUACCAUCAUUCGCUUUGAAGAGUUCAACGGGCUUACUCUUCAGUCGUCUAACUCGUCAACCUCCACGCCACUAAAGACAUCAUUGCAAGCGUGCCAAAGAGAAGAAAGGGUUCUCUUGAAUAUAUAACCCUGUUUACGCUGUCUGCUCGUCCCUCUUUCAACUCCAACCGAGUGAAACAAGAAAAAUUGAAGACGCUUCCCUUACUUCCGCCUUCUGAUCUCUCCAUCUAUCUAUCUGCUGCAAUUGUAUUUCUGAUCCAGUCGAAUGAAAAGAUUGUGGAACGCCCGAGAUUCCCCAAAGAAAAACACCAAACUUCCCUGAGAAACAAGAACCGUGUUUGCGUGUUGAUCCCGUCCCUGCCCGCAAUUUCGCGAAAGGCAUCGAGGUACUUUCGACAAGCCCAAAAGGCAGAGCCAAUCAAGCCACGCAAGCCGUGCGAGCCGUGCCAUCACCCCAAUCCCAGACGUUUUGUCACCAUCGUCGGUUGGGGCUGUAUCGAGGAAAAUGGAGCUGACGUCUGCGACGCCAUGAGCGUCGGUGUGGGCGACGGAGGCGUACCCAGAAGCGUGCGGAGCAAGGCGAGAGUGAAAGCGGCAAUAUAUCAUCAAAGCGGUCGCCGUCAUAAUGGUCAGGGUCAUCUCCAUCUGGAUCAUCUCCGUCGGGGCCACCUCCAUUUGGGCCACCUCCGUUUGG
Messenger RNA from Podospora pseudocomata, 1822 nucleotides. RefSeq lists its product as uncharacterized. The coding region runs from base 1 to 1071 and encodes 356 amino acids. The transcript has 5 exons. The record is from RefSeq and is a predicted model, not a curated record. Gene Ontology annotation, biological process: macroautophagy. Gene Ontology annotation, cellular component: fungal-type vacuole membrane. NCBI's taxonomy places the organism in Eukaryota, Fungi, Ascomycota, Sordariomycetes, Sordariales, Podosporaceae.